This is a messenger RNA of Blepharisma stoltei, 1248 nucleotides long. NCBI's taxonomy places the organism in Eukaryota, Ciliophora, Heterotrichea, Heterotrichida, Blepharismidae. The record is from the annotation of a GenBank genome assembly.
AUGGCCCAAAUCAGCCGUAUCGUUUUGUUUGCUUACAUGCUAGGGAUGCUCCUUUUUGGAACCUCUAACACAGUCAUCAGCAAAUUAAUGGACGAAGAAGGCUUCUCUCAUCCUUACUUCCAAUGUGCAACAAUGUUUCUCGGCGAAUUUCUCUGUUUUGGGAUGUAUGGGCUACUUCAGUGGAAAGAAAAACGAAAACAAGCUGAAAAUUCCAAUAUAAGCUUCUAUAAAUUACAUAAUACCUUAAAAAAUUCUUUAUUAUAUAUAUACAUAUUCAUAUUAAAAAUAAUAGCAGUUCAAAUCAGACUUUCCCAGCAGCCCAGAACAGGGUUAUAUGGAAAACUCGGAAAAUUCGUAUUUUGCAUCCCCGCAUUUUUUGAUAUGUGUGCCUCAACUCUGAUGUUUAUAGGACUUGUAUUAUCAGCUGCAUCAAUAUACCAAAUGAUUAGAGGGUUUAUCAUUGUCGUUGUUGCUGUAUAUUCAGUUAUCUUUUUAAAGCGCUCUUUAUAUAGGCAUCAAAUCACAGGUGUAGCUUUUGCACUUGUAGGAGUUUCGCUGGUUGGACUUUCAGCUGUUUUAUAUUCUUCUAAAUCAGCUGAAAAUCCGUUUUUAGGACUGAUUAUUCUUAUAAUUGCGCAGUUUUUGGCAGGCGGAGUAUUUGUAAGUGAAGAACUAUUCUUAGGGAACGUAAAAAUUGAUCCUUUACAAGCAGUUGGGAUUGAAGGACUUUCAGGACUAUCUUUUUACAUCAUUUUGUUGCCAAUUCUUAACAUAAUCCCUUGUGAUAACUCAGAUUUGUGCAGUAAAGGAUACGUUGAAGACACUUUAAACGCUUUUUAUCAAAUCGGCACUGACUGGAUUCUAAUGCUCUGCUGGUGGGGUGUUAUGAUAAGUUUUUCGUUUUUCAAUUGGACAGGGGUUUCUACUACAAAAUAUGCUAAUGCUUUAGCAAGGUCUACAGUCGACACAAGCCGAACUUUAUUAGUUUGGCUGUUUAGCAUGCUGGCAGGAUGGGAAGAUUUUAAUUUUUUACAAUUAGGAGGGUUUGUUCUUUUAGUUAUAGGGACGACUCUUUAUAAUGAAGUUUUGGUUCUCCCUUUCUGGGGAUUCAAAGAAUCUGUGGAAAAUCAUCGAAGAGAGCUGGAAGAAAGACAAAGACAAACUGAAGCUUUUCUUGGGAGGAAUUUAGACGAUAUAGGUAUCACUCCGAAAAGAGAUGAUGAAGUAAGGACAAAUGCAGAGCCAUAA